UCCUAUCCAACACUUAACUGAAGCACUGAAACAUAAACAAAUUCACUUGGUUUGUGCUUUUAAGUGAAAUAUAGAAGGAUUAAGCUUAAAGUUGAACCAUGUCUAGUGUCUCUUCGGCCCGCGAGUCGCUGUCGCACGCCUUGAACAACCGCUUUCUACCCAAUCUUGAGUACUUGCUGCAAGGGUCCAUCUUGGACUCGGCCGUCGAACAUCUAAUGCACAGGCUAAAAGGCCUCUGCGAUAAUGUGGACACAUCGCCGGAGACCUUUCAUGACCUGGAGGUGUGCAUGAGUCUCCGGCAACCGAACUCCAAUCAGCCGCUCUUGCUUCGUGUGCGUCGCGCCUUGGGCCGGGACGCUCCCUUCCAGAUGCGUUACCUCGGCCAGCCAGAGGUGGACCAACGUCGCCCCACAUUAGUGCGCAGUUGCAUGGACUGUGCCUGCACGAACGGCAUUCUGGAGUUCCUUACAGAAAUGGGGUUUCGCCUAGAGUUCGAAUACAUCGCCAAGGGAUACAUGUUUCGCAAGGGCCGCAUGAAGAUCACCGUCUCGAAGCUCAUCAAAAUCAUACCCGGCAAGCAGCAGGACAUGGCCAAUGAGCCAAUCUCACAGAGCUACAUUGUGGAGCUCUCUGUGGUGGCGCCCACGGGGCAGGAGAAUGUCGGCGAAGAGAUGCGCGUUUUUGCCGAGCAACUGAAGCCGCUGGUGCAGCUCGACAAGAUUGACUACAAGCGUCUGGGGUCCAUGCCCUAAGCCUAAUGUCCAUAAAUGUGAAGACUAUUUUGUAAUUUUUUUAACACUUAUUUAAUUGCUAACGCAUUAAUCCAUAGAAAAAUAUAUAAGACAGCAAUUUAA
Drosophila pseudoobscura is the source of this 854-nucleotide messenger RNA. RefSeq names its product mediator complex subunit 18 (gene MED18). Gene Ontology annotation, cellular component: core mediator complex; mediator complex. Gene Ontology annotation, biological process: regulation of transcription by RNA polymerase II; termination of RNA polymerase II transcription. The transcript is spliced from 3 exons. Gene Ontology annotation, molecular function: transcription coregulator activity. Bases 99 to 752 code for a protein of 217 amino acids. Lineage: Eukaryota; Metazoa; Arthropoda; Insecta; Diptera; Drosophilidae. The record is from RefSeq and is a predicted model, not a curated record.